AUGAUACUAUUCCUUUUUCCCCUCUUCUCUCUCCAAAUCUUAACGUGUCUUGAAUUAAAUACAGCCACUGAACUGUUGCAAAGAUUUGGAGCUGCAAUUAUUUUGCGAGACACAUCCCUGAUCUCAAGAAAUGUUCAUGACAAUUAUCAAUUGACAACUUGUGGAAAUUCGAGACUGAAUAAAUUGAAACUUUUGGAAGCGAUUGAGAAUCUUCCGAUGGAAAAUGUGACGUUGUAUCAAUUCAAAAUCGAGAAAAUAGAGGAAAAUCGAAAUUCGAUAUUCAAUGUUCGAACAACGAUUGAUGGCUUUGAAGUGGUAUUUGAUGUUGUGAAACAGCAAAAUGGCAAAUAUUUAUUGCUUGGUGAACGAGACUACAAUUGUGCAGAGAAGAACAGUUUGAGCACAAUGCUCAUUUCCUAUCCACCAAUGGCGAAAGCUAUUGCAAAAUCAUUGAUCAGAAAAUAUAUUCGAGCUAUCAGUGAAAGAAGUUACCCGAAAUUCUGGGAGAUUGCAGAGAAUCCUUACAUUCUUUAUGGAUGUGCAGAUGGUAUAGAUGAUCGAAAUGUUGAAUUUCAUAGUUAUCAAUUAAACUUCCCUGGCUAUCAUAUAAAUCAAGAAAGAACUAAAAAUUUAGUUGAGAUUAGGAAUGCACAAUUUCGCGAAGGUACCAAUUUGGCUCUUGAAUUCUCGGUUCAUGGAGGUGGUUUCAAUAAUUUCUUCCACGCGACAAGAGAUGAAAAUAAUAUCUAUAAAAUCAAAUAUGAUCAAUUGUAUACAUGCAGUGAAACACUUCCAACAAAACUGAAUUAUAAUGAGAUUCAAUACGCUGCUGUGAAAGAUGAUUGA
Caenorhabditis angaria is the source of this 846-nucleotide messenger RNA. The record is from the annotation of a GenBank genome assembly. Lineage: Eukaryota; Metazoa; Nematoda; Chromadorea; Rhabditida; Rhabditidae.